Temnothorax curvispinosus is the source of this 2272-nucleotide messenger RNA. RefSeq lists its product as uncharacterized. Gene Ontology annotation, molecular function: zinc ion binding; nucleic acid binding. The record is from RefSeq and is a predicted model, not a curated record. The coding region runs from base 436 to 1401 and encodes 321 amino acids. The transcript has 5 exons. Lineage: Eukaryota; Metazoa; Arthropoda; Insecta; Hymenoptera; Formicidae.
UCCGACUGCCUCCGUCUCCGACAUGGAGAGAACGUGAAAGCUGAUGUAAAACGCGAAGAAGCUAUCGUAGCGUAUCUACUGAUUUUAUCGGUUUAUUUAAAAGUAAAGAACAGCUGUCAUUAUAGUGCUACGUCUCUUCUGAUAUUAACGUGCAAAGUGCGAUAGUAAAGUACGAUUAGUGUAAUACGCGUUUAAUGUUGAACGCAAAAUGUGACGUGGCGAUUCUUUCCCGAGUGCAGAAGUUUGAGUAGCCUGAACUCAUCACGUUGUAAUUUUCGUAUAAUAUAAUAAAUGUAAAAAGAAAAUAAGAGUCACAUUAUAAGUAAAGAAAUUACAUAUGGCAUACAAAUUUAUUCUGACAUCCAGUAUAUUACAAAGUUAAGAAAGAUACAUAUAUACCAACAAAAAAAAUAAAAAUAAAAAAAGGAAUUAAAUAUGGCAGACAAUGGAAUUCGAGCACUGGAUAUAUUUAACAAAAUGGACAACUUUCCAUCGUUAAGUGCCACAGGGAACAGCGUCAGUAGAAAUUGGUGCGCGUGGAAACAGAAAUUUUUAUCUUUUCUGCAGAAAGAAGAUGCCAAAGAAUUAUACAAGAAUCAAUGGACAGUUAUACUGUUAAUGUUGAUUGGGCCGCUUGGAGAGGCCGCAUAUAAGAAUCUGUCUCAAAAUGCUCAUCAGACAAAAGAUCUGGCAACAGUAUUACGUGAGCUAGAUAUACACUUCAUUUUUGGGCUUAAAAAAAAGCAGAAUAGCGAGAAUAUCGACAAAUAUGUUGAUAACUUAAUGCUUGUUGCUAUUGCAAGCAAUCACGGUGAUCCCGUGAGCAUUGUGAAGGAGAAAAUUAUAGAGGAUAUUAAAAAUUACAAUUUCACGGGGAAAGCUAUGCUUCUUGUGCAGUCCAAGGGAGAGAAUCUAGUACGUUAUUUACAAUCGAUGGACCUUCAUCAAAUUACGCUAUUUUGGAAACAGUGCGAGCAGCUUACGUUGCAAAAGAAUAGCGAGAACGUACAAAGGCAGCCCCUUUUUAAUUCGCAGUUCGACGAAAUGAAAUGCUCUCGCUGUGGUACUUGUCACAGCAGAAAUCGUUGUCUAGCUCACGGGGAGCGAUGUAACAACUGUAAAGGUUACAAUCACUUUACAGACAAUUGUAAGGUAAAAUACGUGUCUAACUGCACCAAGUGCGGAACGCAUCACGUUCAGUCACGUUGCCUCGCUUUCGGCGAAUUGUGCACAAAUUGCGGCAAGGUGAACCAUUUCUCGUGGUUGUGUCAAGUCCCUGUUGUAAAGAAUUGCCAUAGAUGUGGUAAGGACCACGCUAUAUCUAUGUGUCCGGCACAAGGUCGUGUAUGCUCCCGAUGUAAUAAGCCAAAUCACUUCGAAGAAAAGUGUUUAACCAAAUGAAUGAUGAACAAAAACAAUUUAUGCGGUACAGAUACUCCUUUGGAGAUUUUAAAGGAUAACGGCAGACAAGAGCUCUAAAAUUUUAUCUAUCUUGGAGAUUAAUAAGUUCUCUGAUCUAUUGAAAUUCUUCCUAAGUAAAAAUUAAAUUCUAAUUUUCAGUAUUAAAUAUUUUCGCAAGACUGAGGUCUAAAAUUAAAAUUUUAUCGAAGUAAAUAUACUGUUUAAAAUUGAGGAACAUGAUUUUGUUGUCUAUUCCGUAAAGUCAAAAUAUAAAAAAAAAUUUUUUUUUAAAUCAUCAGUCAUCUUGGAAAUUAUUAAUGUCUUCUGCUCAUUCAAGAUUCUCAUUAUAUAAAAAUUGAAUUUAAAUUUACCGGAAAAUUUGUUUGAAAUAAAGUCGCGAGCUAUAGAGAACAUCUGACAUAUCGCGAUGUAGAAGUGAAAUACUGUUUCAGUAAUAUAUUCUUUUAUGUACGCAAGAUUUUUUUUUUUAAGAUUAUGUUGAAGAUAUCUAUUUCUACAUUUCUAAAAUGUUAUAUCGAUUAAGAAGUUUAUUUGUUUUUUUUUUCUUUUGUAAGAGUUAGAUAUAGGAAAAAAUGAAUUUUUUUAAUGGUCUACAUACUUUAAAGCUUAUUAUACUUUGUUAUGUAGAAAAUUUAAUCUAUACAGCUUAUAUUUUAUUUUUUGAAAAAAGUUUAUAAGAGGGGAUAUUAUAUGUUUAGAUAAUUAAUUAUAUGAAAAACCAUCUUCUGUAUUAUAUAAUAUAAUGUAAACAUUAUUAGUAGGCUACCUUGCACGCUAAAAUAGAUCUAUUUUUAAUAUUUUGUUUCUACAACUAAAAGAGAUAUUCAAUAAUUUUCUUUUUUUAAAUAAC